Chrysemys picta bellii (western painted turtle) is the source of this 1705-nucleotide messenger RNA. RefSeq names its product microtubule-associated proteins 1A/1B light chain 3C-like. Gene Ontology annotation, molecular function: ubiquitin protein ligase binding. Gene Ontology annotation, cellular component: autophagosome membrane; autophagosome; cytosol. The record is from RefSeq and is a predicted model, not a curated record. Gene Ontology annotation, biological process: macroautophagy; cellular response to nitrogen starvation; autophagosome maturation. NCBI's taxonomy places the organism in Eukaryota, Metazoa, Chordata, Testudines, Emydidae.
CCCCAGGGGACAAAUGCACGGCGGAGUGUGGGGCUCGGCUACUGCAAGGAUGGGGGCCCUGACAGUGGGGAGCUGGAAAAGUGCAGUGCUACAAUGUGUGUGUGUGUGUGGGGGGGGGCUGCUUCUGUCUCUCUAGGCACCUAGAGAGCCCCCCCCCCCUCAAUCCAGGUACGCCAUAGGCCUGUGCACGGGGCCCCAACUCAUGGUGACAUCAGACACUCAGCUUUCAUUGAACAAGUGUAGUAGGCAGAGACAUGAGCCCUUGUAUCAGCGGCCGGGUAGGAGGCAGAACCUGCUCACAGACGCUGGAAGAACAGGGCUGAUAUUGCAGAAAUACACAUUCCUAAGACGUGCUAGGCACAGAGCGCUCAGGCCAGAACAUCCGGAUAGCGUGGCUGGUGCAGACACAGUCCCCAAGGGUAACAGGAACGCACUGACCCCUCCUAAAAGAGCAGGUCAGGAUGACAGAACGUAAGGGAGAUGUUUUAAUCGAACCACCCUGUACACUGGCGACCUCGGGGCAGUAACUAACUAUGUAAGGGGGCAGAACUAACGUGUUUAUAUCGGGGUCUAAAGAGGUAUCUCAGAGGGGGUGUCUUUGUCCAGCUGAGGGGGGAAUGGAAAGUCCCACCACGGAUUGAGCUGGUCCAUUGUCACGGGCGUACGCAUAGUCUCCUCUUAGAGUCUGCCAGGUGCGAUUGCCGUGCGCCGUCACGAAUAAACCUGGCCGGGCACCUUCGCUGGAAACCAAGUCUGUGGAUUUAUUGGGCAGUUUAAUUGAGGUCUGCUGUCUCCGUGACCUGCGCAGAGCAGGGCCAGCGCGCUGAAUGAACACACACAGCCAACGUCUGACCACACUGGUGACCCCGACCGCUGAUCUGGUGGUGGUGGAGCGUUACCGGAAGGAGAAGCAGCUGCCUCUGUUGGACAGGACCAAGUUUCUAGUUUCCCAGGACUCGUCCAUGUCUCAGUUUGUGAUCACCCUGCGAACUCGCAUGUCUCUGACAGCAACGCAGGCCUUCUACCUGCUAGUAAACAAGGGCCUGCCCAGCAUGAGCAUGACCGUGGGGGAGGUGUACAGCGACCACAAGGAUGAGGAUGGCUUUCUCUACGUAACCUACGCUUCCCAGGAGAUGUUCGGCUGCUGCUGCUUGCAUGGCCCUGCGGUGACUCAGUCAUGAACCUGCCUGUUGCCAGCUGGUCUCUGUCUGUCUUUGGUUAAUCUUGUGAUGCGAACAACUGCAGGGGCUGAAAACCUCUUUCUUAACCUGAAUUUUUAAUUAAACUGCUGUGUGGGGAUAGAGGAGGAAAGCAUGAAAGUCCAAGAGCUACUAGCAGGAUCACUCUCCUGCAAUAGCACUGGGGACUUGAGUCUCUCCGAACAGAUGCCUGUUAGAAGAAGAACUUGUGACUAAAGCUAUGAAGUGUUUUUAAUGCCAGAACCACAUCCUAUUGAGUCUCACUCUGAUCCGCUGCAAGGUUAUUCUCUUAACAGGCCUAUUCCUCUCCCUUUUUAAAGGAUUUCACGGCUGGACGUUGUUCUGGUUAGCGGCACCGGGAACUUAAGUUUAGUUUUAGCAAGUCUGCUCCUGUAACGGGGAUUGGUGUACUAGGGUUCCACGGCUGGGAUUUUUAAGCUUCACAUCUAUUAUCUGUAACAUCUCCUGUUGGUUUUAAGUUUGAGUCCUUGGAAUAAAGCAAUCGA